Molecule: messenger RNA, 927 nt
Organism: Salvia splendens (bonfire salvia)
Lineage: Eukaryota; Viridiplantae; Streptophyta; Magnoliopsida; Lamiales; Lamiaceae
Product: CRIB domain-containing protein RIC10-like
Exons: 5
Coding region: 350-817 (155 amino acids)
Source: RefSeq, a predicted model, not a curated record
UUCGCGUUGGAUAACUUCUCCGACAACGCCACCGCCACCGCCACCGACACCACCCUUAUAUUUCCUCAAAAUCAUUUCUUGAUUUUCUUCAUUUCAUGCCAACCUUAUUUCUUCCACCAAUCACCUCAUCAAUCAUCUCCCAUCAUUGAAGAAAUAAUCCCCUUUUAUCCAAUUCAUAAUUUCGUCGCAUGCAUAUAGAUAUAUCGGCCUAUUGUGGCAUGUUUACACCAACAUUAUUUGAAGAUAUAUAUACACUUCUUUUAAAUCUCAUUAGGCAAAGGAGGAAUCCUUUUUGACAUAUUGGUGGUGCUUUGUCCUACAUUGUGCUUCAUAUCCUACGAUUUCUGAGAUGGGAACAAAAAUGAAGGGAAUAUAUAAAGGAUUCAAAUACGGCAUCACCCAAAUGUUUGCAGUGAAGGAACCAGAAAUGGAAAUUGGGGGUCCCACUGAUGUCAAACAUGUAGCACAUAUAGGGAUGGAUGGCUCCUCCGGAAAUGCACCCUCUUGGAUGAAUGAAUACAAGACGGAGAAUGAUCUUGCAACGACAUCAAUUGGUAAUUCUGCCUCUGGUUCUGGAUCAACCGGCAUGUCUCCGUGGUCAUCCCGAGAGUUUGGCGAUUCCGUAAGGCACGAUGAGAACUCGACGGAGGUUGCUCCUGUGAAGAAGAAGGAGAGGAGGAAGAAGCCAAGAUCGAAUAACGUUAACUCUCCAAAAUCAUCGAACGGCUCUUGUUCAUCAAGGCCUUCAAGGCAAGGAAAGCAAAAAACCAAAUUCAAGGAAAACAAUGCAAAAACAACAAACAUCCAAGUUGUGUAGAAUUAAAACUUGAAAAUUUCUUCCAUUUUCUCCACUUCUUCAAUAAGGGGACUUCUUGUUUUGUUCCUACACUGGAGAGUUAAUUAAUAUCCAAUUGAUGUUGUAGGAAA